This is a messenger RNA of Colletes gigas, 4382 nucleotides long. It is a transcript of the gene Polr3A, whose product is annotated as DNA-directed RNA polymerase III subunit RPC1. The record is from RefSeq and is a predicted model, not a curated record. Bases 194 to 4348 code for a protein of 1384 amino acids. NCBI's taxonomy places the organism in Eukaryota, Metazoa, Arthropoda, Insecta, Hymenoptera, Colletidae. Gene Ontology annotation, biological process: DNA-templated transcription. The transcript has 20 exons. Gene Ontology annotation, molecular function: DNA binding; DNA-directed RNA polymerase activity.
ACGAACAGAGAACAACACGUGUCUGAAAAAGAAUUCAGAGAAUUCUUUUCAUUGUUUAAAUAAUUUAUACAUGAAAACCGGCGCAUGUUUCGCAACAGUUUAAAGUUCGUUUAUUUUAUAUCAUACGUUAUUCAAGGAUAUAACUGUAUUGGAUAAUAUAUUGUAUAUCGAAGAUUAAAGUAUAACCUCUACAAUGGUGAAAGAACAAUUUAGGGAAACCGACGUAGCCCGUAAAAUUUCCCAUGUAUCAUUCGGAGUGGAUGGCCGCCACAACAUGGAAAGGCAGGCCCAUAUGCAUGUUGUGGCCAAAAAUUUAUAUAAUCAAGAUGUCGAACAUACUCCAGUUCCAUACGGUGUACUUGACAGAAGGAUGGGGACAUGUAAUAAUACCAUCUGUUGCGUAUCGUGUGGCAAAUCUUUAAGUGAAUGUAUUGGACACUUUGGUUACAUCGAUUUGGAAUUACCAGUUUUUCAUGUUGGUUAUUUCAGAGCGAUUAUUGGUAUUCUUCAGACCAUUUGUAAAAACUGUUCUCAUGUUAUGCUAUCCAAAGUUGAUAAAAAACGUUACUUAGCCAGAGCGUUAAAUCCAAAUUUGGGAUAUUUAUCACGUAAAGCCUUACGUAAACAAAUUUUGGAUAAAGCUAAGAAGACUACAGUUUGUCAAAAUUGUGGUGAUCUUAAUGGAACGGUUAAAAAGGCUGGCUUGCUUAAAAUAGUUCAUGAAAAGUAUAAGGCCAAGAAGAAAGUAGAUCUUAUUGUUCAAGAAAAGCUGGCAGAAUAUAAUAAUGUGCUCGAAGAUAAUAAAGCAUUGGAAGGAGUACUUCAAAGUGGAUUGAUUAAUGUGUUAAAUCCAUUAGAGGUACAAAGCAUUUUAGAAAAAAUACCAGAAAACGACAUUCCUCUAUUAAUGAUGAAUCCAGAAUGUGCAUUACCAAAGGAUUUAGUAUUAACAAGAAUCCCAGUACCCCCAAUUUGUAUUAGACCUAGUGUUGUAUCAGAUUUGAAAGCAGGUACAACCGAAGAUCACCUAACAAUGAAAUUAUCAGAAAUAGUCUUUAUUAAUGAUGUUAUACAAAAACAUAGACAAAGUGGAGCCAAAGUACAAAUGUAUAGCGAAGAUUGGGAAUUUUUACAAUUGCAUUGUGCUCUUUAUAUAAAUAGUGAAAUGUCUGGUAUACCUCUUAACAUGCAACCAAAAAAAUCUGGUAGAGGAUUGGUCCAAAGAUUGAAGGGAAAGCAAGGUCGCUUUCGUGGUAACUUAUCUGGUAAACGUGUAGAUUUCUCUAGUCGUACUGUUAUUUCACCAGAUCCCAAUCUUAGAAUUGAACAGGUUGGUGUACCUAUUCACGUGGCCAAAAUUUUAACCUAUCCUGAGAAAGUUAAUCCAUCAAAUAUAGAAUUAAUGCGAAAAUUAGUAAGAAAUGGUCCAGAUAUACAUCCAGGUGCAAAUUUCAUACAACAAGGAAAAACUCAAUUUAAAAAAUAUUUGAAAUACGGUAAUCGACAGAAGAUUGCCCAAGAUUUACAAUAUGGUGAUAUUGUCGAAAGGCAUCUUAGGGACGAUGAUGUAGUAUUAUUUAAUCGCCAACCAUCAUUACAUAAACUAAGUAUCAUGGCACAUAAAGCGAAAGUGUUACAACACCGAACAUUUAGGUUUAAUGAAUGUGUUUGUACUCCAUAUAAUGCCGAUUUUGAUGGCGAUGAGAUGAAUCUACAUUUACCACAAACUGAAGAAGCAAGAGCAGAAGCUUUGGUUUUAAUGGGGAAUAAAUCGAAUUUAGUUACACCACGUAACGGAGAAUUAUUAAUAGCAGCGACACAAGAUUUUAUCACCGGUGGAUAUCUUUUAACUCAAAAAGAUACAUUUUUAAACAAAGCUCAAGCAAGUCAAUUAGCUGGUUGUCUUUUGGCAGGAACUGAUAUUUCUAUGUCCGUUAAUCUUCCUGAACCAGCUAUUUUAAAACCAACCACGUUAUGGACAGGAAAACAAAUUUUCAGUUUAAUUUUAAAACCCAACAAUGCUUGCAAGAUUAAAGCUAAUUUAAAAACCAAAGGAAGAGCUUACACUAGCAAUGAAGAAUUAUGUAUUAAUGAUUCCUAUGUUAUUAUCAGAAAUUCAGAAUUAAUAGCAGGAUCUAUGGAUAAAUCUACAUUGGGUUCGGGAUCGAAGCAAAACAUAUUUUACAUUUUAUUGCGCGAUUGGGGUGAAGAUAUUGCAACAACUGCUAUGUGGCGAUUGGCAAGAAUGGCAAGCUUCUUCCUUAUGAACAGGGGCUUUUCUAUCGGUAUCGGUGACGUAACGCCUGGACAAGGGCUUCUUAAAGCUAAGCAUGAACUUUUAAAUGCUGGAUAUUCUAAAUGUACUGAAUACAUUCGUCAAAUGGAAGAAGGGCGUCUUAUAUGUCAGCCUGGAUGUACAGAAGAGGAGACUUUGGAAGCAAUGAUACUAAAAGAACUUUCAGUAAUUCGUGACCAUGCUGGUAAAGCAUGUUUGAAAGAACUCCAUCCGAGCAACAGUCCAUUAGUGAUGGCUUUAUCUGGUAGCAAAGGCAGUUUUAUCAAUAUUUCACAAAUGAUUGCGUGUGUGGGGCAACAAGCUAUCAGUGGUCAUAGAGUUCCUAACGGAUUUGAAGAUAGAGCUUUACCGCACUUCGAACGACACUCAAAAAUCCCAGCAGCUAAAGGUUUUGUCGAAAACUCAUUUUAUUCCGGUCUAACUCCAACAGAAUUUUUCUUUCACACAAUGGGUGGAAGAGAAGGUCUUGUAGACACAGCGGUUAAAACUGCGGAAACCGGUUAUAUGCAACGAAGAUUGGUUAAAAGUUUAGAAGAUUUGUGCCUUCAUUAUGAUAUGACAGUUCGUAAUUCGGUAGGAGAUAUUGUACAAAUACUGUAUGGAGGAGAUGCUUUGGAUCCUACAUAUAUGGAAGGCAAAGAUUGCCCAGUGGACUGUAAGAGAAUAUUAGAUCACGUAAGAGCUAAAUCGCCCUGUAAAAAUGAAAAACCACUAGAUGGUCCCAGUGUAAUUAAAGCUACAAACGAACUUCUAAAUUCCGAGGAAUACAAGUGUCUCAGUGAAGAAUUUAGGCAGGAAUUGUCCACAUUCCUUAAAACUGUGGCUCGUAAAAUAGCAUGCUUUCGACAUAAUGCUCCAUCGAACGUACCUGUAAUUUUACAACUUGAACGACUUACAGUUUCUCAAUUAGUUGAAUUUAUCCAUACUUGUAAAGAAAAAUACAUGCGAGCUAAAAUAGAACCAGGCACUGCUGUAGGUGCACUUGCUGCGCAAAGUAUUGGAGAACCGGGUACACAAAUGACCUUGAAAACUUUCCAUUUUGCCGGUGUUGCGUCUAUGAAUAUUACUCAAGGUGUACCACGCAUUAAAGAAAUUAUCAACGCAAAUCCUAAGAUCAGCACUCCUAUUAUUACAGCGGCCCUAGAAAAUGAUACAGAUCCAGAAUAUGCAAGAAGAGUAAAAGGUAGAAUUGAAAAGACUACUUUAGGAGAAGUGACCGAAUAUGUCGAGGAAGUGUAUCUACCGGACGAUUGUUUCCUGUUAAUAAAGUUAGAUGUUGAUAGAAUAAAAUUGUUAAAGUUGGAAGUAGAUGUAGAUUCCAUACGUUAUUCAAUUUGUACAUCAAAAUUAAAGCUUAAUCCGAAAUUGGUAAAUGUUAGAGGUGAUUCUAUUAUUACUGUGAAUCCUAGUAAAAAUAAAUACAGUUUAAAUUAUGCGCUCACGCAAUUGAAGGAAACUGUUCCAAAUAUCGUUGUAAAGGGUUUACCAUCAGUUUCUAGAGCGGUCAUUCAUAAUGACGAUUCAAAUGGUAAAACAACAUACAAAUUGUUCGUGGAAGGAGAUAAUAUGCGUGAAGUCAUGGCUACGCAUGGCGUUUUAGGUCGGAAAACAACUUCCAACAACACGUUAGAAGUUUUUAAAACUUUAGGAAUUGAAGCUGCAAGAGCAACAAUAAUGACAGAAAUUAAAUUAGUGAUGGAAAAUCAUGGAAUGAGUAUCGAUCGAAGACAUCCGAUGCUUGUAGCUGAUUUGAUGACAAGCAGGGGAGAAGUAUUAGGUAUUACGAGACAAGGCUUAGCGAAGAUGAAGGAGUCUGUUUUGAAUUUGGCUUCGUUUGAGAAAACAGCCGAUCAUCUAUUUGACGCAGCCUAUUACGGGCAGAAAGAUGUUAUCUGCGGUGUAUCUGAAUCAAUUAUAAUGGGUAUUCCAGUUCCAGUAGGGACAGGAAUCUUCAAGUUGCUUCACAAAGCUGACAAGGAUGAACCACAAAAACGGAACUUGAUAUUCGAUGACCCGCAAUUCCAUAAGAAAAUUACAAAAACCGCAGCAUAAAUGUAAAUUAAUUGUUACCUACUUUAUAAUAAAA